CCAACGGCAUUGAAUGCCUCCUUAAUAAGAAUAAAUCCUCCCAAAUGCCACGCAGGGGAGUUCCACGAGGAAGCGGGUAUCCCCGAGGUCGAGGCCGUGGCAGCCACAGCAAUGACCUACCUUCGGCUCCAGUGUCGCUCCAGCAAGGCCCUAUUCGUGGUGAAUGCCACGCUUUAUGUCCCGCAAAAGAAGAAGCGGAACGUGCUCGAACGCAGGAGCUCAGUCGCUUCGAGCGUCCACUUGCAAACGCUCCAGCGCUCGUACCCGUGAAGAAAUACCGUCGAGCAGCUGCAGGCCGCGAUGUCUGGGACCCGCUGGAACUAAGACCAGCUCCAGUGCUGCUGCGCACUCUGCGUCACUUGUUCACGACGGUGCUGCUCUGGCCUCAGAGCGGCUUUGGUGCUUGGGAAGAGCGUGGAUCAACACGAGCUGCAGAGUUUCUGGCCGUUUAUCACUUUGUCAACGACCGUAUACGCAGCGUGCGGCAGGAUUUUACUGUGCAGAGGAUUGAAGACGCGUCGUUGGUGACGGCGUUGCAACAGAUAGCACGGUUCUAUCUGCUGUCUGGACUACGGUCGGCUCAAUUGUUGGUGUGUGUGAAGAAUCAACAGGACUGGAGCGACAAGCUGAACGAUGAACAGCUAGCGUCGGCUCUGUCACAGUUGCAAGUGCUGUAUAAUACGCACGAGUUAGCAGGAUUAAAUCACGAGGACGUUCCCGAGUUGAAUGAUGCAGGGGAGUUUGUGGCAUACGAUCUACUGCUACACGCUGACAGGCCUCAAGCUGUGGCCUGGUUGCUGCUGAAGCUGUCGUCUAAGCUACGUGGACUACCGAUGGUGCAGCGUGCGCUUCGUGCGUUUGUGGCGUUGCAGACGGAUAAUUUUCACGCGUUUUUCGUCGAGUUUAACGCUAUGACCGUGUUAGAACGAGCGGCUUCACUGCGUCACUACUCGAAGAUAUGGACUCGCAGUCUGCAUAUGAUCAACAAGGGGUUCGGCAAACAGGAUCGCUUUCCUUUGGAAGAACUCGCACGUUGGAUAGGCCUUGUAGACCAGCAGAGCAAAGGCGAGGGCGGAGAACUCGCUGAAAGUCUGUGCAAUGCCCUGAACAUCCAGACACAACGGCACCCUCCACCGCCAAGUCAAACGGGUAGUGCCGAUGUUGCUGACUCGUGGGAAGUUGAUGAUCUCUCGGACCAAGUAGCGUCGCUGACAGUGACGAAGCCACCCUCGAUCGGGUUUGCUCAGUUCAAGCUUGCACCGUUGAAUGACGAGAUAGACUCGAACACUGUGCAGCAGCUUCUUCAACACGUUGCGCUUCGCAUGGAGAAUGAGUUCAUUGAAAAUGGAUCGACGACAGAGCUGAUCAUGGGGUAGUCACGAGUGACAUUUUGUAGUUUGAUUCUUUGUUUAAAUAAUCUUACAGAAUGACAACAGUCUUUCGAAAGAAAUGCAUGAAGUAGUAGCCUCCCUCGACUACUGCGUAAUUGAAUAAAAUUCAUGCCUCUUACUUAGUA
Messenger RNA from Phytophthora nicotianae INRA-310, 1516 nucleotides. RefSeq lists its product as hypothetical. The coding region runs from base 45 to 1376 and encodes 443 amino acids. The transcript has 2 exons. The record is from RefSeq and is a predicted model, not a curated record. Gene Ontology annotation, biological process: mRNA export from nucleus. Lineage: Eukaryota; Oomycota; Peronosporomycetes; Peronosporales; Peronosporaceae. Gene Ontology annotation, cellular component: nucleus; cytoplasm; transcription export complex 2.